This is a messenger RNA of Drosophila eugracilis, 948 nucleotides long. RefSeq names its product cell wall protein IFF6-like. NCBI's taxonomy places the organism in Eukaryota, Metazoa, Arthropoda, Insecta, Diptera, Drosophilidae. The transcript is spliced from 4 exons. The record is from RefSeq and is a predicted model, not a curated record. The coding region runs from base 1 to 948 and encodes 315 amino acids.
AUGUCACCAUCGCUCAAUCAAGAAAACUUUGGGGACACGACAACUGAACCAGCAACAGACUCUACCACGGAUUCGACAUCGGAGGAAACAACGGAUGUAACUACAGAAACAACGACGAGAACAACGACAGAGACAACAACGGAGACAACAACGGAGACAACAACGGAGACAACUACUGAUACAACAACAACGGAUACAACAACUGAUACAACAACAACGGAUACAACAACUGAUACAACAACGGAUACAACGACAGAUACAACAACGGAUACAACGACAGAUACAACAACGGAGACAACUACAGACACAACAACAACGGAUACAACAACUGAUACAACAACAACGGAUACAACAACUGAUACAACAACGGAUACAACGACAGAUACAACAACGGAGACAACAACAACGACAACAACAACAGAAGCAACGACAGAGACAACAACGGAGACAACAACUGAUACAACAACAACGGAUACUACAACGGAGACAACAACUGAUACCACAACAACGGAUACAACAACGGAGACAACGACAGAGACAACAACUGAUACAACAACAACGGAUACCACAACGGAGACAACAACAACAACGGAUACAACGACGGAGACAACGACAACUGAGUCAACAACUGAUACAACAACAACGGAUACAACGACGGACACAACGACAACUGAGACAACAACUGAUACAACAACAACGGAUACUACAACGGAUACAACGACGGAUACAACAACGACAGAUUCAACAACAGAAACAACAACGGAGACAACGACAGAUUCAACUACAGAGGGAACAACAGAAUCACCAACAGCUAGCCAAGCCCAAUUCGUAAGAUUGUCAGAUGAAAAUGGAAAACCUUUGCUACUAAUAACACCAGCGGAUGGAAAAUCCAAACCCAAGUCUAAGGCCAAGAAUAAGGUGAAGAAAGGCGGAAAAAGAGAUUUGUAA